AUGCCCACCUCCGCGACCGCCGCCGGCGCCCUCGCGUCCGCGCGCGCGCUCGCGCCUCCGCCGCCGCGAAUUCGCCGCGCGCCGCGCGACUCGAGCCCCGCGCGUCAACGGCGCCGUCCUCGUCGCGUCAUCGCGACGCGCGCGGCGGGCUUCGAGACGGACAUCGGUCAAGCCAUCGGAUCGAUCGUCCGCAAGGAGGUCACGCUCAACCUGCCCCCGGGAAGGGUCGGGCUCAGCGGCAUUCGCGAGACGUUCGAGUACCUGCAAGACCCGAGAGGGUUCAUCGAGCGCCGCGUCGAGGCGUACGGGCCGGUGUUCAAGACGGGGUUCUUCUUCAAGCCCGCGAUCGUGUUCGGAAGCGCGGAAGCCAUCGAGGAGUACAAGCGUUUCGAGGGCGAGUUGCCCGCGGACGAGGCGCUUCCGGAGACGUUCCGCGAGCUCCACACCGCGUACGGCGCGCUGCGGCAGAGCGGCGCGCAGUACAAGGCGACGCGCGCCAACUUCGGGAAGGUGUUGGGACGCGCGGCGCUGACGCACUACGCGCCGAUCAUCGCGCGGCAGACGCGAGACUUCGUCCGCGGCGAUUUACUCGCGAGCGGGACGCUGCAGCCCGGGUACGAGUGCCGGCAGCACUGUCUCAGGUCGCUGUUCGAACUCUUCCUCGGCGCGAUCCCGCCCGAGGACACGAUGAUGAAGAUGUACGACUACAACGAGGGCUUACUGUCUCUCGGGAAGCUCACGAACGAGUUCGAGCAAGGCAAGGCGGCGCUAGAGACGCUGACCGAGUUCGUGUUGCAAACCUACCGGAGAGUUCGCGCGUCCGGGGAGCUCGAGACGGAUCCGAGGUAUUUCUUCCUGAGACAGUACAGCACCGCGACGGACGAGAACGACGAGCUAUUCCCGGACGACAGGGUCGCGACGACGGUGGUGCUCAUGGUGUGGGGCGCGUACAUCGAGGCCGCGGCGAGCAUGGGCCACUGCGCGUGGUUGCUCAUGCGAAACCCGGACGCGGCGGCGAAGGUCCGCGCGGAGUGCAAACGCGUCCUCUCCCCCGACGCGCUCGCGUCCGGGAACGUGCCGAUCGAGACGCUCAUGGAGUUGAAGUACACGGAGGCGUGCGUGAAAGAGGCGCUGCGGACGGUGCCGCAGACCGCGGGGGGGUUGCGGAUCAACCCGACGACGCGGACGCUCGCCGGGUACGACGUCCCCGCGGGUUACGUCCUCACCGCGGACCCGCGCAUCCCGUUUUUGGACGCGAAGAAUUACCCAGAGCGGGAGAAGUUCCAGCCCGAGCGUUUCCUCCCCGAGGGCGCGGCGGCGGGGAACGUCGUCAACGGCGAGACGUACUUCCCCGGCGGCAUGGGGCAGCACCAGUGCCCGGGGAUCAGUCUGUCGACGCUCAUGACGCAGACGUUUUUGGCGUACAUGACGACGACGUUCGACGGGUGGACCCCGGAUCUGUCCGGGGAAGGGAGCGAGGACCCGGCGUACGUGCAGAUACCGAUCGUGAUCAUCGACGACCGGUAUCGGCUCAAGCUCGAGAAGAACUGGCAGUUCGACACGUUCGACGCGAAAUGA
Messenger RNA from Micromonas pusilla CCMP1545, 1578 nucleotides. RefSeq lists its product as uncharacterized. NCBI's taxonomy places the organism in Eukaryota, Viridiplantae, Chlorophyta, Mamiellophyceae, Mamiellales, Mamiellaceae. The coding region runs from base 1 to 1578 and encodes 525 amino acids. Gene Ontology annotation, molecular function: heme binding; iron ion binding; monooxygenase activity. The transcript has a single exon. The record is from RefSeq and is a predicted model, not a curated record.